Molecule: messenger RNA, 531 nt
Organism: Tinamus guttatus (white-throated tinamou)
Lineage: Eukaryota; Metazoa; Chordata; Aves; Tinamiformes; Tinamidae
Source: RefSeq, a predicted model, not a curated record
AUGUGGCGCGGUGGGGACACAUGGGUGGCUGCGGGGACGUGGCCGGUGUCCCCAGGGCGGUGGGGACAGCAGGAUGGGGGUGCCCUGGCCACCCCUGCCCCUCUCCCGUGUCCCCCGUGCAGUGACUUCCUCAUCCUCCCCGGCUUCAUCGACUUCACGGCCGACGAGGUGGACCUGACGUCGGCCCUGACCCGCAAGAUCACCCUCAAGACGCCCCUCAUCUCGUCCCCCAUGGACACGGUGACCGAGUCGGACAUGGCCAUCGCCAUGGCGCUCAUGGGCGGCAUCGGCAUCAUCCACCACAACUGCACCCCCGAGUUCCAGGCCAACGAGGUGCGCAAGGUGAAGAGGUUCGAGCAGGGCUUCAUCACGGACCCGGUGGUGAUGAGCCCCACGCACACGGUGGGCGACGUCUUCGAGGCCAAGCUGCGGCACGGCUUCUCGGGCAUCCCCGUGACGCAGAGCGGCAGGAUGGGCAGCAAGCUGGAGGGCAUCGUCACCUCCCGCGACAUCGACUUCCUCCCCGAGAAG